CACCGUCCAGGCCGUGACACUGGACCCCCCCGUCGCUCUGGUUUGAGGGCCACCAGAAAUUCCCAGUGCAUACAUGAGAGUUGACAUCAUGGACAACACCUGUGCACUUCCCUUCCUGCCCAAAUUUGUCGAGCGGUCAAGGAAGCAGAGGGUGAGCUUUACGGCCCCCCCCACCCCGAUGGUAACACCAUGUACGGUUUACUGUGUGAGAGCCUCCACGACUUCAUCAAGGAGUCGUACGGGGACGAUGUGUGGAAGCUGGUGCGAGAGCGUGCCGACGUCAGGCUGCACUCCUUCGUCACACACCAGGUGUACAGUGAAAGCGUCAUUCCUCGUAUCGCCAAAGCGGCCAGCGGAGUGACGGGGACUCCGUACAAUGAGCUCAUGAACUCGUGGGGCGUCUAUUUCCUGGGCUUUGUAGGGAAGUAUGGCUACGACAGGAUACUGAAGGUCCUGGGGCGACACGUCCGCGACUUCGUAAAUGGACUGGACAACCUGCACGAGUACCUGCGCUUCAGCUACCCCAAAGUGCAGCCCCCCACCUUCUUCUGCCAAGAGGAGUCAGCCACGGGGGUCACCCUCCAUUACAGGAGCAAGCGGAAGGGCUACCUGCACUAUGCCAUGGGCCAGCUGCGGCAGAUGGGCAAGCAGUUCUACGACACUGACAUCCACGUGGAGGUCCUGUCCGAGCAGCUGGUGGGGGAUUACUCACACGUUACCAUGCGGCUGAACUUCGACAACUCGGCCUACCGCUACAUCCAGAAGGAGGAUGAGGAGGAGCAGGAAAUCCUCCCCAUUACCAGCGACUUCUUCUUCGAGGUCUUCCCUUUCAAUAUUGUCUUCCGACAGGACAUGGUGGUGCACAACGUUGGCUCUGGUCUUGCCACCGUCUUUCCUGACCUGGAUGGGAAAAAAAUCAAUGACGCCUUCUUGCUUGCUCGGCCCCUGGUGGAGUUUACCUGGAACAUGAUCAUUUCCCACCCCAACAACCUGUUUGAGAUCAUGUCCAAAGAGCCGGUCAAGAGAGAGCGGAACCUCCACAACCGAGCCCAGAACUCCGACUACGAGAACGCCAAUCGUUCGGCAGAUGUGGACGUGGAACUCAUGGCCUUUCAGUCUAUUAUCGGAGAUGAUUACAAAGAUGGCAACAGCGCCAAUACUAUGGAAAGCUGGGGGGAUGGGAGCCGGUGCCUGAAGCUGAAGGGACAGAUGAGAUUCAUGCCAGAGUGGGAGUCCAUCAUCUUCCUGGGGACACCAGUGAUGGAGAGUCUGAGUGCCAUGUUCAAGACAGGCCUGUACAUCAACGACCUGAGCAUGCAUGACUCCAGCAGGGACCUGGUUCUUGCUGGAACUCAGCAGUCUGAGGAGCUGAAGAGAGCUCUGAUCCAGGAGCAGAAGAAAUCCAGCAAGCUGGAGGAGAGCAUGAAGAUGUUGGACUAUGAGAUGAAAAAGACAGAUGACCUCCUCUACAGGAUGAUCCCCAAGCCAGUGGCAAAGAGGUUACGCAAGGGGGAGCCGGCCGUGAACACCUGUGAGGUGUUUCCAGAUGUGACAAUCCUAUUCAGUGAUGUGGUGGGCUUCACUCGUAUCUGCAGCCACAUAACGCCGAUGCAGGUGGUCUCAAUGCUGAACACCAUGUACACGCUCUUCGAUACGCUCAGCGAGAAGCAUCGUGUUUUCAAGGUAGAGACCAUCGGUGAUGCCUAUAUGGUGGUGGCUGGAGCACCAGAGAAGACCAAGUACCAUGCACACAACAUCUGUGACAUGGCCCUGGACAUGGUGCGGUCCAUAGAUCACUUGAAGGAUCCAUCCAAUGGAAACAACAUCCAGAUUCGAGUGGGCAUCCACUCCGGGAUGGUGGUGGCUGGGGUGGUGGGACAUAAGAUGCCACGGUACGGUCUCCAUGGAGACACGGUUCACACUGCAUCUGCAAUGGAGAGCAACGGGAAGGAGAUGCAUAUACAGUUGAGCAGUGCUACCUAUGAACACCUCAAGGGAAGUCAUUUCAUCUUUGAGAGGAGGGGCACUAUCACAAUCAAGGGGAAUGUAGAGAUUGAGACAUACUGGUUGAAGGGCAAGCGAGACAAAGAUGGUAAUGCCCAGGCUGCCUGCCCUCAGUUUGAAGCACAGACCAUCAGCAAAGCUACCAUCUCUGCUUCAGAACCACCUAUUGAUGAGGAUGUGUUGGUCUUCCCGUCAGUGGCGGGAGAGGAUGAAGACGAUGCCAAAUCCGUUCGGUCCCACCGCAUAAAGACGGAAACUUCUGGAAACUCCUUGGAGGAGUCUAUGGAGGAAUGCAGGGUGGAGGAAGCUUCCAUGAGCAAGUCCCACUACAAGGAGGCACUUCAGGACAAUGGUCUGCGAGAUCCUCACACUGGGUUAGACUCACCCGAAUUUGACAGCAGAGACUCCAUCAUGGAGUCUCCAAAUGGCUCCUGCUAUUCCCGCAACUCGGAUAAGAGCGCAAUGUGUUCUGUGUCCUAAGACGGCGUUUUGUUUCCCCCAGUUCCCUCCUCUGAAGAUUAAUUCAGUGUUCUAUCUUUAAACGUUUAAUUAAAGGGUGUUUCAGUGGCUCUCUGUGUAGCGCUGCCGAUGCACACCUCCCAGCUUGUGAAUUCCAGUCCCACCUGCCCUUUGUGUGGAGGUUGCAUGUCCUUCCUGUGUUUUACAGGCUUCAUCCUUCAUCCAUGUAGAUGCAGUUAAAUUUUUGGCAGUCUAUAGAGUCUGAUCUUUCAUGCCCUUUGAUGGACUGGCGUCCUGUCAUAGUUUUCCCCAGCCUUGUACCCUGUGCUGCUUGGGAGAGGCUUGAGGUCCACAAUAAUCUGGUAUUUGAUAUGGGGGUGAAAGACAUUUUUGCACAGCUUAAAAGAACCAAUCAAUGCCAUUUCAUUCCACAUCUCAUACCAAACCUGAGUGCUGAUCUUUCCAAUGUGUUCAAGGACGCAUAAUACAUAUUGAUUUUGUCAAAUGUUUGUUUUAUCCUCCGGUAGUUUGGUAACGCGUCACAUUUAUAUACUGUAGCAUAUCAAUAUCCAUGCCUAGAGAUCAGGAACUGAGAUGUUCUCCUGACCUACAAAUGUGCUCUGUUGUAAUACGACUGCAUCAUAUGGAUUUAGUAAUAUGAGAAUAUGAAAGAUUAACGACAUUGAGGCCCUAAUAGGUUUUUCUGCAUGGUACCUGCCUGGCAUUCCUUCAACAUGACUGGGUUGUUUGUGUAAAGGACUGUGCACCGAGGGAGGAGUUAGCAUUAGCAUUAGUAGGAUGACAGAGCUCUGAGGAAACUCCACAUCAGUAAUGGGCAAACUUGAUGUUUUUGAUGUCGAGGGUCUGUAGAGUAUGUUUGUUUUUUGAGACUUUAAUACAGUAGUCUCCACUUCUCUUGUCACAGGAGAAACAGCACGUGGGCUUGUUAACUGAGAAGAAAUUAAGAAAUUAAACUGUGUGA
Messenger RNA from Brienomyrus brachyistius, 3445 nucleotides. Its product is annotated as soluble guanylate cyclase 88E-like. Lineage: Eukaryota; Metazoa; Chordata; Actinopteri; Osteoglossiformes; Mormyridae. Gene Ontology annotation, cellular component: guanylate cyclase complex, soluble. The coding region runs from base 190 to 2484 and encodes 764 amino acids. The transcript is spliced from 19 exons. Gene Ontology annotation, biological process: response to oxygen levels; cGMP biosynthetic process; nitric oxide-cGMP-mediated signaling. The record is from RefSeq and is a predicted model, not a curated record. Gene Ontology annotation, molecular function: guanylate cyclase activity; heme binding; oxygen sensor activity.